GAUGUAUUAUCGCUAUUGGAACGCUUCCAUUCUCGAGUAAUAGUUCGACCGUUUUUUCCUUCCGCAUUUGCUUUUACCCAGCCGUGAGUGACAAUUGUUGAAAGUUGCCGCAAACUAUUAAAAGAAAAUACUAAUCUUUAGUGUAGACAAAUCUCUCUGAAGAGAUUUGUUAGAAAAUUGGAAAAAGAUAAAUCUUGUUUUGAUGACAAGACGACAGCGUCUUUUCUGGUGGCGAGGAAACACCGAAGAGAUCUGAAGAUUUUCGCAUCGAUUAUAUCUUUACGAAAAAUCACGCGAUUUAAAAUGAGCAAAGAGAACAGCAGCAGCGAGGACGCAGCAGCUGUUGCCGCGUCAGACGCUCCAGCAAACACGCGGCCGAAAGAUCCAAACGCGGAUAUGUACGAAAAUCGGCCAAAGAAAAUCAUCCGCGUAGUCACCGUAAUAGCGUAUCUAUUCUCGGUGAGUUUCGCGGCGAUUCUCCUGAGCACGUAUUAUAUCUUCCUGUGGGAGCCGCCAAAUCCGAGGCUGAUCGAACGGGAACGUCUGCGAGCUGAUCCGGAGAUGCAGUUUUUAUUCGCCGACGCACCGUCUUCUUUAGAGAAGAAAGGCAAUCUCGAGCUCGAUCGUGAUUACAUGCCUUUUCAGAGUCGCGUAACCGAUUACGUUGACGAUCCUGAUGAGAAGCAGAUAAAGUUAAACACGAUGCUGAUAAAACUCAGAUAUUCGCUCGUGGAGAUUAUGCGCGCUCAUAACGGCAGCCGGUCGCUCGAACCUACAAUUUCCGACGAUCUGUUUGUCAUGGUAAAAGAAAUGCUUAACUCAACAAAGAAGAGUCACGAAAACAACUCGAUGCCAAAAUACGAUAAAAACAUUGCCAAAGAAAAGACUCAAAGUGUCAGUAACGUUGAUUUGCCUCUGAAAUCCGAGAAGUCUAUGAAUAUAAAUGUAGAGAAAUAUUUGCGAAAUCGCACGAGUCGUUUCUUGUCUACAAACGUCGAUAAUUUCCGACAGAAUCACUCGUUCGGUAUGAACUAUUUCAACAACAAUAAUAACAGGAAUAAUACUUUGAACAACCAGAUGGAGAGGAUCAUUGCACGCAGUGGAGUAUCGAUAGAGUCAUCAUUGCCUCGCAGUUCAAAAUUUGCCGACAAUCCAGAACUCCAUCAUUAUUCGUUGAAUAAUUCUCCCGCCGUAAAGCCGUGGCUAUACACGAUGAAUUCGGAAGGUGAGGGGAAAAUCUGUGAGCGGAUUUGCCAGCUUUUAUUACGACACGAGGAUAAACACGGUCGUGCAUGAGACGUGCUUCUGUAAUUAUACAAUGGCGGUUUGCGUCAUGUCUUUUUGUCGCAAUCGUGAUACUUUCUAUGCGUCGAUGCCCUAGCUUUUCUUAACAAUCAUAAUCGCACAUGUCAAGAUUAAACUGAAAAAAUGGUAAAAAUUCAAAUUAUACUGAUCGACAAAAUAUGACCUUUCUUCAGGUUACGAAAUACUAUCAUGAUUUCUAGUAAAUUUUUUAGCGCUGAUUACGAAUCUGGCCGUAAAAGUUGCUUGGUAGGUCAGGAUUUUGAAAAAAUCGCAAAUAUAUAUGCAAAAAAUGC
Messenger RNA from Pseudomyrmex gracilis, 1598 nucleotides. RefSeq lists its product as uncharacterized. The coding region runs from base 304 to 1296 and encodes 330 amino acids. The transcript is spliced from 2 exons. The record is from RefSeq and is a predicted model, not a curated record. Lineage: Eukaryota; Metazoa; Arthropoda; Insecta; Hymenoptera; Formicidae.